Molecule: messenger RNA, 1959 nt
Organism: Pyrenophora tritici-repentis Pt-1C-BFP
Lineage: Eukaryota; Fungi; Ascomycota; Dothideomycetes; Pleosporales; Pleosporaceae
Product: Pfs, Nucleoside phosphorylase
Biological process (GO): nucleoside metabolic process
Molecular function (GO): catalytic activity
Source: RefSeq, a predicted model, not a curated record
AUGGCCGGCACUAAGCCUACUAGCUGCGCCGACUACCACGUAGCAUGGAUCUGCCCUGUCGCCGACAUUGAGCUUCUGCCUGCGCGCCUGAUGCUUGACGAGGAGUACCCCACCCCGCUGUACGACACGCACUACGAUGAGAACACCUACGUCUGCGGCACUAUCAGCGGCCAUGCAGUCGUCGUCGCAACCUGUCCACCAGGCGAGACGGGCAACGUCAACGCCGGGCGCUUGACGGGGUCGAUGUUCAAGACGUUUCCCAACAUCCGCAUGGCAGUGCUUGUGGGCAUUGGAGGCGGAAUUCCUGGCCUGGCUGUGUCGGAAGACUCCCUCGAGAACGUCCACCUUGGAGACGUGGUGGUAGGAUGGCCGGGCGACGGCAAGCCCGCGUGUGUCUACCAUGAGCGAGGCAGAUGGAAAGUCGACGGACAGUUUGAGAUGGUGGGCACGAUGGGAAACCCAGACUGGAGGCUGACCAACGCGCUCGGCUUCCUUGCGGUGGACUACGAAAUGGGCAAAACGACGUUUGAAGAUCAGCUUGCGAGACUACAGCGGUCCAAAUCAAAGAAGAAGUUCACACGCCCUAGACUCAAACACGACAAACUCUUCAAGACGACGUACCGUCAUGCCGGCGACUAUAGAUCGAAUUGCACAACGUGCGACCCGAGCGAGCUCGUCCAGCGACCCCAACGCAGCGAGGAAGAGCAGCACACGCUCGUGUUCCAUCGAGGGAGGAUUGCCACUGGCAAUGCGGUUAUCCACGAUGCCCUUGCUCUCGAGGCGGCUUAUCGGGCGGGAGAGCAGCAGCCUGCGCAUGCCAUCUUCUGGGUACCAGCGGUCAGCCGAGAGAGCUUCGAGCAAGCGUACCGAGAGAUAGGACGGCUGCUGCGCAUACCGGGCAUCACCGGCGCCAAGGCUGACGUGAAGCAGCUCGUCAAGGCGAGACUGAGCGACGAAGGCUUUGGGCAGUGGCUGAUGGUUGUCGACAACGCAGACGACGUCGACGUUCUUUUCGAAGUAGUCGGGGAAGGACGCAGCGGAGACCGGCUAAUUGACUACCUCCCGCACAGCCGCAAAGGCUCCAUCGUGUUUACUACCCGGACCCGCAAGGCUGCAAUCGACCUGGCUGAGAAUAAUGUUAUAGUGCUGGGUGAGCUGAGCGAGAGAGAAGCAUUGGAAAUGGUAAGAACACGCCUGAUUCUCGAACAACAAUAUCAAGUUGAGGAUGAAGUGACGGUCCGCGAGUUUCUGGGCAUGCUCGCCUUCCUUGCUCUUGCGAUCGUCCAGGCAGUAGCGUUUAUCAACCGAAACGAUAGUACGCUUUCUGGCUAUAUUCGACUAUACCGAGCGAGCGAGGAAGAGGCAGGCAAGCUUCUUAGUAAAGAAUUCAAGGACCAAAGCAGAUAUGAAGAGAUUGAGAACGCUAUCGCUACAACGUGGUACAUCUCUUUUGAACAGAUUCAGAAGCAUGACAAAGGAAAGUACGCAGAGGCAGAGGUGAUAGAUCGAGAGACGCUGGCACUAAGGGAGAAGGUGUCAGGAAAAGAGCAUCCAGACACGAUAACGAGCAUGAACCACCUGGCACAAGCACUUGGCGGCCAGGGAAAGUACGCAGAGGCCGAGGCGAUGCAUCGAGAGACGCUGGCACUAAGGGAGAAGGUGCUCGGGCAUGAGCAUCCAGACACCCUGGCGAGCAUGAGCAACUUGGCGCUAGUGCUGGACAAGCAGGGCAAGUACGAAGAGGCCGAGGCGAUGAACCGACAGACGCUGGCGCGGCGAGAGAAUGUGCUGGGGCCUGAGCAUCCAGACACCUUGACGAGCGUGUACUACCUAGCUCAUCUUCUUGCGAAACAGCAUCGCGUCGAUGAGUCUUUACUUCUUUACCAAAGGGCAUCCGCUGGUAACAUCUACAAGCAAGAGAUCAAGACUGUCACGUGGUCUAGCCAAGAUUGGCAUUAA